Molecule: messenger RNA, 818 nt
Organism: Penicilliopsis zonata CBS 506.65
Lineage: Eukaryota; Fungi; Ascomycota; Eurotiomycetes; Eurotiales; Aspergillaceae
Exons: 3
Coding region: 112-741 (209 amino acids)
Biological process (GO): cellular response to oxidative stress
Source: RefSeq, a predicted model, not a curated record
CUCUCCCGCUCUACCAGACUCCACCACUCCCCUUUCUCACCAGUUUCCCCUCUAAAGUACCAACCAAGUCGUUACUACUCAUCCAAGAACACCACCACCACCACCACCACCAUGUCCAGCACCGACGCCCUGAUCAAGCUGGCCGAGAGCCGCCGCACAAUCUACCAACUCGGCAAGAACCCCGUCGUCCCCGACAGCAAGGUCGAGGACCUUGUUCGCGCCGCCAUCCUGAACGUGCCCAGCUCCUUCAACACACAGUCCACCCGGCUCGUCCUCCUGCUGAACAAGGACCACGACCGUCUGUGGGAUAUCACCAUUGAAACCUUCGAGGGGUUGGUCAAGUCCGGAACCGUCCCGGAGGAUGUCUGGAAGGAAAGGACUUUGCCCAAGUUGCAGGGCAUGAAGGCUGCUACUGGAACUGUCCUCUUCUACGAAGAUCCCGCUCACAUCAAGCCCUUCUCCGAGAAGUUCGCCAUCUACAAGGACCACUUCGCCCCGUGGGCUGAGCACUCCAACGCCAUGCACCAGUAUUUCCUCUGGACCGGUCUGGAAAGUCUCGGCUUCGGUGCCAACCUGCAGCACUAUAACCCCCUCAUCGACGCCGCCGUCGCCAAGGAGUGGGAUCUCCCCACCGAGUGGCGCCUGAUCUCCCAGCUGGUCUUCGGCAGCCCUGAGGGUGCCCCGGGCGAGAAGACCCAGAAGCCGGUUGAGGAGCGGCUCAAGAUUUUCGGCAGCAAGUAGACGGUCGAUGAUGGUCAGAUCACAGACACAGACAGACCUUUACAUGUACAUAGACAUAUACAAAUACACCCCCAAGU